Monopterus albus (swamp eel) is the source of this 5069-nucleotide messenger RNA. It is a transcript of the gene chl1a, whose product is annotated as cell adhesion molecule L1-like a. The coding region runs from base 409 to 4191 and encodes 1260 amino acids. Gene Ontology annotation, biological process: cell-cell adhesion. The transcript is spliced from 28 exons. Gene Ontology annotation, molecular function: protein binding. The record is from RefSeq and is a predicted model, not a curated record. Lineage: Eukaryota; Metazoa; Chordata; Actinopteri; Synbranchiformes; Synbranchidae.
UGCAGACUGAACUAUUUCACCGCGCAGACUGCGGGUUAUGUGACAGUGGUGUUUCCACUCACACCGUCUUGUGCGUGUCCUUUGACCUCUGUCGCUUCUAAAAUAGAGAAACAACCUUGCGGGGACUUCACUCAUAGCUGCAGUUGUUGUCUGCACAGUUUUGUCCGUCAGUCAAAGUUUCACAUGCUGGGCAGCUGAGGUAAAACAGUAAGCACAACCUUUUCUCAUAGUAUUCCUGCUAUGCGACGUUAGUUGUUGGCAAAAGAAGUUGUCAUCACUUUAUUUCUUGAACACCAACUUCUCCUGGGAGAUUUGAAAAUAAAACCUCAGCACAAGACUGUUUCUCGUCUUAUGGUUCCUCUGUGUCUUACUAAUUCAAAGUGACACCAGGUGAUCUGCAUCAUUCUCAUGAUCUCUACUGUCUUCAUUCACCAGUGGAGAGUGAUGAGGUUUGCAGAAAACCUGCAGCUUCUUCUACUUUUGGCCUUGACCUCCAGAGCCACAGGUCUCAGCAUCCCACUGGAAGUGGAGCAGCUUCCAACCAUAGUAACUUACUCAUCAGGUCCCAUUAUCGCCCUUUCUCGUGACAACAAUAUUACAGUGACCUGUGAAGCCAGGGGUAACCCACCACCAGAAUACAGAUGGACAAAAGAUGGCAAAGACUUUAUCCUUCCCUAUGUCACGAACAAAACAGACCACACAUAUGGCAGCUUUGUGCUUCACAAGAAACACCUUGCCCAGUUCCAGGGGAAAUACAGAUGUUACGCCUCUAACAAGCUGGGAACUGCCAUGACAGAGGAGAUUGAACUGAUUUUCAGUGACCCUAGGUUUCCAAAGGAGGUAAUUGAUCCCAUUGUUGUUGAGGAGGGAGAGCCAGUUAUCUUAAAGUGUAACCCUCCUCAGGGUGUGGCCCCUCGUCAAAUCUACUGGAUGUCCGCCGUGGAAGGGGCAAAACACUUGCCCAACACUGCAGGCUUCAAGGUUCAAUCCCUGAUUAAUGGAUCUCGAAUUGAUGGCGACCUGUACUUCUCUAAUGCCUUACAGAAAGACAGUCGUCAGGAUUACUAUUGCAAUGCCCGCUUCACCAGAAUAGGCUUGAUGGUCCAGAAAACCGCCAUGGCUGUCUUAGUCAAUAGCUCUGAAGCCCCUGAAGUGAGAAAACCUGGCCUGCUACUGCCCUCUGGUUUUCAGUCAGAGAAGGUGCUGAUGAAGGGAGAGAAUUUGCAGCUCGAGUGCAUACCAAAGGGAUUCCCCACUCCAACAAUAAAAUGGAAGAAACUGGCAGACAAUCUGCCUUUACGGACACAAUAUAAGAAUUUUGGAAAGUUACUGACCAUCACUGCUGUAGAAGAGAGGGAUGAGGGGAGAUACACGUGUACAGCCAACAAUUCUGCUGGAGAGAUUGUCCAUUACAUUGAUGUAAUAGUGGAAGAGCCACCAAAGUGGCUAACAGGACCUCCACAAAGCCAGCUGGCUGUGAUUGGGUCUGAUGUUCACAUCAAGUGCUCGGUCAGCGGAAAGCCACUACCAACCAUCACGUGGAGAAGGAAUGGAGAACUUUUUCGAGAUGACCCAGACAGCUACAGACGAGUGCUUGAUGACACUGUGGUGCUUCAUAAUGCCAGGCCAGAGGACAGUGCUGUCUACCAGUGUGAAGCCUCCAACAGUCAUGGCAGUAUUCUGGCCAACGUUAACAUCAUGGUCAUGAAUGUGGCUCCUAUGAUACUGACAAGAGACUAUCAAGUGUACAUGGUAGUACUCGGAGGGAACAUCAUCAUGAACUGUAGUGUUUUCAGCUCUCCACCAUCCGAAAUCUCUUGGGUCAAAGAUGAGACUCCAGAACCCAUCGAGGAUGAACGAUUUAUUUUUCUCCAGAACGGAUCGUUGCAACUCAUCAGCGCAGACAAAGACGACAGUGGGAGUUAUCUGUGUGUUGCCAAUAAUAGCGAGGGCAAGUCAGCAAUCACAGCUAUACUGGAUGUGAAAGACUCUACAAAAAUAGUAGCUCCACCACAGGAUGUGCAUGUCAUCAGUGGGACCACAGCCCAGUUAAUAUGCCAGGCACAGUAUGAUAAAAAUCUGGAGAGCAGCUUUGAGGUAGUGUGGAGGAAGGAUGGCGAGGAGAUCCUACUUUCUUUGGAGAAAAAUUCCAGGUUUUUUGUGAAGAGUGGCAUGCUGCAAAUCAUGAAUGUGAACCUGAGCGAUCAGGGCAUGUACACUUGCACUGCCAGAACCAGUCUAGAUGAGGACAGUGCCUCUGCACUGCUCACGGUAUUGGACGUUCCUGAUGCUCCAACGAAUGUAGUGAUAUCUGAACUUAAGAGUCCGAGGAAUGUGCACCUGUCUUGGGUACCUGGGAGUGAUCACAACAGCUCCGUCACAGAAUUUAUAGUGGAGUUUGAGGAGAACCAAUGGGAGCCCGGUAGGUGGAAGGAGCUACACAAAGUGCCUGGUAACCAGGCAACAGCCGAACUGGCACUACACGGACAUCUUAACUACCAGUUCAGAGUGUAUGCUGUUAAUGCUGUUGGACCUGGACCCCCUAGUGAGCCCACUCAGAGACACAAAACACCUCCUGCUGCUCCUGAUAGGAACCCAGAGAAUAUCAAAAUUCAAGGGCCUCUUCCUCAUCAAAUGGACAUCAGCUGGGAGCCUCUUUUGCCUAUUGAGCACAAUGGCCCAGGCCUUGAGUACAAGGUGAGCUACCGAAGACUGGGGGUGGAGGAUCUCUGGCAGGAGUACGUGAUUAAAAGACACUCCUUUGUUGUGAGAAACACAUCCACCUUUGUCCCCUAUGAGAUCAAAAUUCAUAGCAGGAACAGCCUUGGUUGGGGACCAGAGCCUAAAGUUGUCACAGGUUAUUCUGGAGAGGAUGUUCCUACCACAGCACCACAGGAUGUAGCAGUGGAGGUGAUAAACAGCACUGUUCUGAGAGUUAGCUGGGCGCCAGUUCCACUUGCCACACUGAGAGGUCAUCUGGGAGGCCACAAUGUUCACUUGUUGAGGAAGUGGAGUCUGCUGAAUCCCAACAAGAGUUUAAAUGAGCGGCAGUCCCUAUCAUUCCGUGGGAAGAGGAGUCAUGCCAUUGUACAUGGCCUCAAACCUUUGUCAGAGUACAGACUCACUGUCAGCGUUUUCAACAACAAGGGCAAUGGGCCCAGCAGUGACCCGGUCACCUUCAACACCCCAGAGGGAGUUCCUGGACAAGUGCCUGUACUGACUGCCUCCAAUGCCCAGAAAGACUCCAUUUUGCUGGUAUGGGGACCACCGCUGGAGGCAAAUGGCAUUCUCACUGGCUAUCUCCUGCAGUACCACCUCAUUAAUGAGACCACUCUGGAGGUGGUUGACUCCCAGGAGAUAAACAUCACUGGGGCUGACACCACCCAGCAGCAGCUGCAAGACUUAGAGGAAGGCAGCCUCUACCGCUUCCUCAUCAGUGGCUGCACUCGAGCAGGUUGUGGACCUCAGUUAGCCCAGGAGAGCUACACCAUCACUCAAGGACUUCCAGCCCCGUUGAACAUAAGCUCAUAUGUGAGUGAUACCUUUGCCAAAAUCAGCUGGACUGCCAGAGAAGAGCAACGGGACUCACAGCUUUAUGUGGCUUAUAUGAAUAACCGUAACUGGCGACUUUCAGAGGCUGUAAACUCUUCUCAAAGUUUCCACAUUAUUGAUGGGCUAGAACCCGGGACAGUGUACACCGUACGCCUCAUGGCCAAGAGGCUGCUUGAUAAUGCUAGCAUUUUUGAGGAUAUUAUCCAGACUCGAGUCAAAGGUGUGGGAGGUCGGCAGAGCAACUUUUCAACCCAGGGAUGGUUCAUUGGGACCAUGUGUGCCGUGGCACUCCUCACCCUUGUUGGACUCAUGGCCUGCUUUGUGCGGAGAAAUAAAGGUGGCAAGUAUGCAGUGAAAGAGAAGGAGGACCUCCACCCCGAUCUGGAGUCACAAGGAAUGAAUGAUGACACCUUCUGUGAAUACAGUGACAGCGAGGAGAAGCCACUGAAGGGCAGUAGCUUGUGUUCCAUGAAUGGAGAUGACACAGUGGGGGACACCGUAAGCAGAGACAGCCUGGUUGACUACACUGAUGGUGGAGGAGAAUUCAGCGAGGACGGUUCAUUUAUUGGUGAAUAUUCUGGAUGCAAGCAUCGAGGCUCUGUUAGUGAACCCAGUGGACUAAGCCCGGUCUCUGCAUAACGCCAGGCUCCAGUUGAAAUGGUCUAUUUCAAAUCCUUUCAAGAUCCUUUUUUUUAAAUUCAGCUUCCCUGGUGGUUAGUGUAGCUUCAAUAGCCAAAUAUGAGGGAAUAAAAAUGAUUCAAAUGCGCAGAUGUUUUUACAGCAGGUGAACAUUUUGCUAAGGGACCAAACAGGAAAAAAUACACUCACUAUACAUAUCAGUGUGAAAACAUCUGAGUCUUGAGGACUGUAUCAUUUGAGUGUUUCAUGAUUGCAGUGACAUUAGUGACAUUAGUGACAUUGUUUUUUCUACCUAACAGCUAUAAUCUUCAGCGGUUUACACUGAUAUUGCUCUGUAACAACAGUAAAAAAUACUGAGUGUCACCACAUGUUUUUUUUUACACAGUAAAUGAAAAAAAAUGAUAAACACAGAACUGUGCAGGAUGUCCUAUUUAUUGAAAACAGAAUCACUCUCAUGAUUAUCAGUACCUAGUCACAAGUGCUUCAGUCUGUUGAUCUGUAUUUAACAUUUUUGAUGUUGUUAAUAUCCAAAUAUGUGAAAGCUGUAUUUUUAAACUAUGAAAAUGUCCUUUUAUAUCAAACAUGUUUUAUGAACUUUUUUAUUGCUUUUUAACACAAUGAACUCAAGAACAAAAUAUAUAGUUCCCUCAGUCAUGCCCUUAUAGUGUGGGGUGGGAUUUACAGCAGGGAUAAAUCAGUUGUUUAGCCAGAAGGAUAAAGUGUAUUUCUGCAUUGUAUUAGUGGAAUCAUCAGUGCAUUUAUUUAAAGAACUUGUCAAAACUGUAACUAGUGAAUAAAGCUUUGACCUUAGAGCUUCCCCUCUACUGAAGAGGGAGAUUUCAGAGUAAAGCAAUAUGCCGUACUCAUUUGUUUUUUUU